Messenger RNA from Penicillium malachiteum, 2238 nucleotides. It is a transcript of the gene dus3, whose product is annotated as tRNA dihydrouridine synthase DUS3. The transcript has 3 exons. The record is from RefSeq and is a predicted model, not a curated record. The coding region runs from base 1 to 2238 and encodes 745 amino acids. Lineage: Eukaryota; Fungi; Ascomycota; Eurotiomycetes; Eurotiales; Aspergillaceae. Gene Ontology annotation, biological process: tRNA processing. Gene Ontology annotation, molecular function: RNA binding; tRNA dihydrouridine synthase activity; flavin adenine dinucleotide binding.
AUGUCCAGCAUGGAUUUGACAGCUCCCACCCCUGCAGAUGCCAACAUUGUCGUAUCCGAGGCGCAUGUCCCCAGUCGUGACAUCGGCGAAGUUGGCUCCGGCACUGAAGAGCCUCCCUCCAAAAAAGUAAGACGGGAGGAGCCCUUAACCUUAGAUGAAAAUGGUCGCGUACCCCGCGAGAAGGGUAUUGCGCCUAUCAAGUUCGAAUACCGUAUCAAGAAUGCUCCUAAGAUCGCCCCUAUCGAACCUGAAAUAAGUCCCGACGAUGCUGCUGAAGCCGCUCCCCACGAUGAUCGCGAUGGUGAUAAUAAGGGCAAGAAAGAUAAGAAGAAGAAACAGACGGGUCAGAACACAAACCGCAGCUUUGGAAGUUCGAAAGAUCUUAAGGGUCUUUGCAUGUCGCGAAUGCAUAGUCCUGAGUUUUCUCCCAAAGAGUGCAAGUUUGGAGAGAAGUGUCGCUUUGAGCACAAUCUGCGUCUUUACUUGAAGGAUUACAAGCGCGAGAACCUCACAACUUUGAAUGGAAUGUGUCCGGUCUUUGAGGUGCGGGGCAAAUGUUCUUCUGGCUGGAAGUGUCGAUUGGUUAGCUCGCAUUCUACUGAGCGAGAAACCGAGGAUGGUCGAAAGGAGCUUAUUCUUCUCGAGGACAAGGAGCGCAUUGCGAAUGCUAAGCCGCUCGUCUCCUUUGCGGCAGAGGAUGGCGUUGUGAACAUCAUUUCCAGCGAUGCUAAGUUCUUGCUUGCCCGGAAGCGCGAGGUUACUACUCGGGCUAACGCUGUCAACGACUGGCUUGUGAAAUCCGGCAAGGAAUUAGAAGCAUACCGAGUUGAGAAAGAUAAGCAGGAGAAGGAGGCCGCACAGAACGGUCAAACUGAGACGCAGCCUGAGACUGAGACUGAGACCGUCGAUGCUGAGAAGGCCAAGCAGGAGAAAGAAGAUUUGCGGGCUCAAUUUACCCAGCCACCUUUCCUCCCUUCUGAGAAGCGCCGUAUCUACUUUGGUCCCGAGACCCCAACAUUGGCUCCUCUCACUACUCAAGGAAAUAUGCCCUUCCGACGACUUUGCACGGAUCUGGGUGCCCAAUUCACGUACUCGGAAAUGGCCAUGAGUAUGCCACUGGUUCAAGGUACAAAUUCCGAGUGGACCUUGUUAAAGGCGCAUGAAACUGAGAUGCUUCCGCCGACCGUUAUCCCCGGAGAUAACAUCGUUCAAGGCUACGAUAACUCCAAAGACUUCAAAUUCGGUGCCCAGAUCGCUGCCAACAAGCCUUGGCAGGCAGUUAAAGCCACUGAGGUUCUUUCCAAGUUCACACCUAACUUGCGUGUGAUCGAUUUGAACUGUGGAUGUCCUAUCGAGCUUCUGUUCCGCGAUGGUGCUGGUUCUGCUCUGCUGGACCACCAAUCCAAGCUGGAGAAGAUUAUUCGUGGUAUGAACCUGGUCUCCGAAGAGAUCCCUAUCACAGUCAAGAUUCGCAUGGGAGUUAAGGAUAAUCAACCCACUGCUUUGAAGCUGGUGGAGCGUCUUCUUCUGGGCGGUCACGAAGCUCAGCUUAUGGGCUUGGGUCCUCCCGGCGCUGCAGCCAUUACUCUUCACGGACGAAGCAGACAGCAGCGCUACACCAAGUCAGCUGAUUGGAGCUACAUCGCAGACUGCGCGGCUCUUAUCAAGCGCAUGAAUGAGAAGACUGAUCUGGUUACCGAUACCAUCCGUGAACCCGAUGCUCGAUUCCAACCCAACGGUGGAAAGACCUACUUCCUCGGUAACGGUGACUGCUACUCGCACGUCGACUACGAUGACCACAUCCGGAACGCUGGCGUGGAUUCUGUCAUGUGUGGUCGUGGUGCUUUGAUUAAGCCUUGGCUCUUUGAGGAGAUCCAGACUGGACAGUACCUUGACAAGUCCGCAUCCGAGCGUCUUACCUAUAUUGAGAAGUUUGCCAAAUAUGGUCUUCAGGCUUGGGGUGCUGAUGAGUAUGGUCUUGGUACAACUCGUCGUUUCCUACUGGAAUGGCUGAGCUUUGCCCAUCGCUAUGUUCCUAUCGGACUGCUGGAUCAUCUGCCUGCGCAGAUCAAUGACAGACCCCCGUACUACAAGGGUCGUAAUGAGUUGGAGACUCUUAUGGCUAGUAACAACUACAAGGAUUGGAUCAAGAUCACUGAGAUGUUCCUGGGUCCUGCUCACCAGGACUUCCGAUUUGAACCCAAGCACAAGUCUAACUCUUACGAAGCAGAGGGCUAA